Messenger RNA from Thermochaetoides thermophila DSM 1495, 1494 nucleotides. Its product is annotated as asparaginase-like protein. The coding region runs from base 1 to 1494 and encodes 497 amino acids. The record is from RefSeq and is a predicted model, not a curated record. The transcript has 3 exons. Gene Ontology annotation, molecular function: threonine-type endopeptidase activity. NCBI's taxonomy places the organism in Eukaryota, Fungi, Ascomycota, Sordariomycetes, Sordariales, Chaetomiaceae. Gene Ontology annotation, biological process: protein maturation.
AUGUCUUCCGCGCCCUCUAGCCCAGAGCUUUCCCCCAUCCCCUCAGAGGAUGGCCCUAUCGACAGAGCUUUCAGACCGAAGAAGCCCGUAGCGGCCAUCUUCAUUCAUGCUGGCGCCGGCUACCAUAGCGUCGCAAACGAACGACUGCACCUCCAGGCCUGCAGCGAGGCCGCCCGUGUGGGCAUGAAUUUCCUCAGGGCUGGUGCCAGCGCUACGCAAGCCGUCGAGGCAGCUAUCAGAUAUCUUGAAGACACAGAAAUCACAAACGCAGGUUAUGGCAGCAACCUCAACAUUGAUGGUAUUGUCGAAUGCGACGCAACCGUGGUCGACCACUUGGGCAGAAGCGGCGCGUGCGGUGCUGUUCCCGUCCCGCCCAACAUCCUCGUCGGCCAGGGAGCCAAGGAGUUCGCCGAAGAGCAUGGUCUAACCACUAUCCGCAACGAGUUCUUGGUCUCGAGGAACGCGCAGGACCGUUACCUUCGUUGGAGCGAGGACUUGCGGCGGGCAGAAGCCAAGAGAAACGCCCGACUUUCCGCGCACGCUGGGCGAUAUCGCAGCGGCGACUACCGGGCAUCAACACCAGAUGAUUACGACAAGGCCGCCGACUCUCUAGCUCAAACACCACGCCGAAACCACGCAGCUGCUGUUUUGACCAGUACUUGGAAUGAAGGACAACCCGACUCACCCUACCGAAGCUCUCCAGAAGGCAGCGCUGCCCCCAGCCCAGCCACGCCAACAGGUUCGCAUUCUACCUCCUGUGGCCAGUUCCCAUACUCUAGCCGAAGCACUCUCAGGCACAUGCGCUCCCAGCCCUCUGCUCACGAUGGCUCCGUCCUAGGCGACGAUGGCUGGGACGGUAUGCUAGACGAUGCUUUUGACGAUAAUGACCCUAUCCAUCCCCCAGACGUGGACGACAUUACAGACACUGUCGGCGCUAUCGCAGUCGACCUACAAGGCCGCAUCGCAGCUGGCUCCUCCUCUGGUGGCAUCGGCAUGAAGCACCGGGGCCGUCUCGGUCCUGCGGCCCUAGUCGGUGUGGGCAGUGCCGUCAUCCCGUCCGACCCAGGCGACCCCCUCGGGACCACUGUCGCGGCCGUGACCAGCGGCACUGGUGAGCACAUAGCAACGACGCUCGCCUCGUCACGCUGCGCGGAGCGCCUGUACAAAGGCACACGUCGCGGUCCCGGGGGCAAGGAUGUUCCGGAGGAGGAUGAACACGCCAUCCUCGAGGCAUUCAUCAUUGAUGACUUCAUGGGCCACCCAGGCGUGAGUACCCAACCGAGUGCAGGAGCGAUUGGUGUGAUGGCUGUCAAAAAGGACCGCGAUGGAUGCUGGUUCUAUUUCGCUCAUAAUACAGAGUCAUUUGCGCUCGCGAGCAUGUCGAGUCUGGAGAAGGAGCCGCUGUGUGUGAUGUCUAGGCUGGGAGGGGGGAUCGGGUCGGCGGCUGGGUUAAAAGUCGCACAGGGUGGGAGGAGGGUCAAAAUGGAGUGGUAA